AAUGAAAGUUUGCUUUGAAGAUUAUAGGAAAAUUUUAGAGAAACUUGAACCGAAAACUCCUAUUGGGGAAUUGGACGAAGAGAAAAAAGGAGUUUUAGAAAUAACUGAAUUGAUAAAGCAUAUUUUAACAACAGGCAAUAAAUUAGUGCCUCAAUAUGUAAUUGCAGAAGAAAUGAACAAAAUUGCUAAUUCAUUAGAAAUGACUAAGAAGAAAAAGUUUGCUUUUCCACUUAGAGAUAAAAGGUUUCCUGCAUGGUUUGUACCAGAUUCCACAAAACCAUAUUAUAAGAGAGAGAAUCCUGUAAAGCUUAAGCAGAUUGAUGAAAAACAUAGUAAAACUUAUGAAAGAUUUCUAUAUAUUUUUAACGAUAUUUUAUUGAUUACGUCUAAAAUACGAACUCUAAAUGGUGAAAAGUAUCGUAUUAAACAUCAAAUUCGCUUUUACGACCUUAAUAAGAUAACCGAAAUUAAUUCGGAUGAGAAAGUUCCAUAUACAACAUUCUUAAUGGUUUCAACAAAUCAUUCAUUCAUCUUUACAACAGAGAAUAAAGAAUUUCUAAAUGAUUUAAAUAGAGUAAUCAACGAUUAUAAAAGACAAUCUAAAGAUAGUAUCGAUAUGCUAAGAAUCUAUUGCGAAAAUCAUCACGUAAAUUCAAUGAAAAGUGGUAAAAUAUUUAAAUGUUCGUCAAGACGAAAGCAGAAUACUGCAAACAACAGUUUGAGUGCAGACGACGAGGAAAAUAUUCAAAUGGUUGAUAUUAGUAAGGAUGGUAGAAAGUGGAAUAAGCGAAAAUAUUUAUCAUUAAUUAUUGAGAAUAAUAACCAAGGUUUAUUAAAUUUCUACCAUCAGAGAGAGAACUCGAAAGAAUUCUUCAAUCAAUCCCUAUCCGAUUGGAUUAUUGAGGAGAGCUGUUAUUCGGAUUCAAUCCUUAUUUUACUGCCUAAGAGGAACUCUUUCGGAAAUAAACUUACCCUAUACAUUCGCUUUGGAAAUGUAGAUGCUUGUCAAAAAUGGCUCUACAAUAUAAAUAAAUACGCAUCAAACGAUACAGAAGAAACCGGUAAUAAUAAAUCAACGGUAAGAAAGCCCGAAGUUAGAAAAAGCAUCUUAAGUAAGUUAUUCUCAAGAACACGAGCCCUGAGUAAUUCUUGGUAG
Molecule: messenger RNA, 1156 nt
Organism: Dimorphilus gyrociliatus
Lineage: Eukaryota; Metazoa; Annelida; Polychaeta; Dinophilidae
Source: the annotation of a GenBank genome assembly